Molecule: messenger RNA, 1559 nt
Organism: Salvelinus sp. IW2-2015
Lineage: Eukaryota; Metazoa; Chordata; Actinopteri; Salmoniformes; Salmonidae
Product: caspase-3
Biological process (GO): keratinocyte differentiation; erythrocyte differentiation; positive regulation of neuron apoptotic process
Cellular component (GO): cytoplasm
Source: RefSeq, a predicted model, not a curated record
CGUUUUUUUCUUUGACACCAUAUGAYCAAGUAUCAGAUAACCUCGUUUAGUUGCGGAGAAGUUUUCACCUUUACUCCCUCGCCGGUGUAUUUCAACGCCUUAAUGCAAAUACAACUAUAACAGUUAGGUGUUGUAAGAGUGAUUGCGCUACUGAGACUGAUGCCAUGUCUGAUUUGGUGGAUGCCAAAGGGAUAGCUGCACAUGGGCUGGGCAGUCCCUCAGUGCAAAGGUUUACGACAAAGAAUCCUGAAGUAGACGCUAAGCCUCCGGCUGACAUGUACACAUAUAAGAUGAACUACCCCAGCCUUGGACAGUGUGUCAUCAUCAACAACAAGAACUUUGACAAGCACACAGGAAUGAGCCUUCGCAAUGGAACAGACGUGGAUGCAGGACAUGCGAUCAAAGUGUUCUCGAGUUUGGGGUACAAAGUGAAGGUUGCCAAUGACCAGACUGUGCAACAGAUACAACAGCUGCUUUACAAAGUGUCUCAAGACGACCACAGCCAGUCGGCCUCCUUUGUGUGUGUGAUGCUGAGCCAUGGAGACGAGGGGGUGUUUUAUGGCACAGAUGGCAACGUAGAACUCAAGAAGCUCACUGGCCUCUUUAGGGGGGACCGCUGCAAAACGCUGGUGGGCAAGCCCAAACUCUUCUUCAUCCAGGCGUGCCGUGGCAAUGACCUGGAUGGUGGCAUAGAGACAGACGCCGUUGCUGAUGACUCUCCAGAGAGGAUUCCUGUUGAGGCAGACUUUCUCUACGCUUAUUCUACAGCCCCAGGCUACUACUCCUGGAGGAACACCCAGAAGGGCUCCUGGUUCAUGCAGGCCCUCUGUGAGAUGUUACAAAGGUAUGGCAAACAGCUGGAGAUCAUGCAGAUCAUGACACGUGUCAACCACAUGGUGGCACUUGACUUCGAGUCUUUCUCCAACAUGCCCGGCUUUACUGCCAAAAAGCAGAUCCCUUGCAUUGUGUCUAUGUUGACCAAAGAUCUCUACUUUCCACAUUGAUUUGAUAUUGUUGUCUAGACAUUACUAUGACUUGAUUGUGUAUCCUGUGGCACCUUUUUAGGUAUGUGCACAAUGUUUACUGGACUUCUAAGUAGUGCUGAGCAAUUAAACAACAUUUCUAAAUGACCAAUUGACCAAUGUCGGUUCAAUAUUUGAAUUCCCUUUAUGCACAUUUUCUCUAGAGAUAAACCAGAUCAAGCCCGAACUGCAACGUAGGAGGGAGUUGUAGUUUCCAACAGGACAAUAUUCUACAUGGUUUAGUGCAGAAAACGUGGUAAUUAACUACCAUGACCAAAAUCCUACUUGAGAAAGAAGAACAUGCAAUCGAGAGGGAUAGAGAGCAGUUGCUUCGCGAGGGAUCUAUCUGAUAAUACAUUAUCUAAGUGACUGGUAUUCAGCAGCUACAAAAGUAUGCCUUAUUUACUUUGAAGAACUACUAAAAUUGUUAUUUUGUCAGACAGCAUAGGCAGAAGCUCUGUAGAGAGGAUGACUAAUAUAUAUUUUUUAAAUUGUCAUCAAAUAAAAAAAACUAAAAAGUAAUCAAAAUAAAACAAA